This is a messenger RNA of Drosophila takahashii, 4408 nucleotides long. It is a transcript of the gene AP-1gamma, whose product is annotated as adaptor protein complex 1, gamma subunit. The record is from RefSeq and is a predicted model, not a curated record. NCBI's taxonomy places the organism in Eukaryota, Metazoa, Arthropoda, Insecta, Diptera, Drosophilidae. Gene Ontology annotation, molecular function: clathrin-cargo adaptor activity. Gene Ontology annotation, cellular component: Golgi apparatus; AP-1 adaptor complex; membrane coat. Gene Ontology annotation, biological process: Golgi to vacuole transport; intracellular protein transport.
GGAAUCGUCAGUCUUCCGCAGGAGUUUCCACCGCUCGGGCUGGAAAUGAUCGCCUAGCUACAGCUAGAGAGUCGGAAAAGCAGAGCGUUACCUGCUAACUAUUAGUGUACAUUAGAUAAGGCCUAUGUGGAGCACUCGGCGCUUAUCGUAUCGCUGACAUUCCCCUUCCAGUCGGUUUAGUUCCGAGCUCCAGUGAGAAGUGAGAGGCGACCAUGUAUCCGUAUUACGAGCAGGACUGGAGUGUUCUGCCGCCGGAGAACAAUCGCAGAUUCAAUCCAGCCUUCAAUAUGGCCACCAUACGGCAGGCGUUCACAGAGGCGGUGGAGAGAGUCAGAAUGCCUACGCCCACACGCCUGCGCGACCUCAUCCGACAGAUUCGCGCCGCCAGAACCGCCGCCGAGGAGCGGGCGGUGGUCAACAAAGAGUGCGCCUACAUACGGAGCACUUUCCGCGAGGAGGACUCCGUCUGGCGCUGUCGCAACAUUGCCAAGCUGCUGUACAUACACAUGCUCGGCUAUCCGGCUCACUUUGGCCAACUGGAGUGCCUUAAGCUGACGGCCAGCACGCGGUUCACAGACAAGCGGAUCGGAUACCUGGGCGCCAUGCUGCUGCUGGAUGAGCGGCAGGAUGUCCACCUGCUCAUCACCAACUGCUUGAAGAACGACUUGAACAGCUCGACGCAGUUCGUCGUGGGCCUGGCCCUGUGCACUCUGGGCGCGAUCGCCUCACCGGAAAUGGCCCGGGAUCUGGCCAGCGAGGUGGAGCGUCUGAUGAAGUCCCCGAACACGUACAUCCGCAAGAAGGCGACGCUGUGCGCCUUUCGCGUCAUCCGCCGUGUGCCCGAGCUGAUGGAGAUCUUCUUGCCGGCCACGCGUUCCCUGCUCAGCGAGAAGAAUCAUGGCAUUUUGAUCACUGGCGUUACGCUCAUCACGGAGAUGUGCGAGAACAGCUCGGACACGCUGAUGCAUUUCAAGAAGGAUAGCGGAAAUCGAGAGAUUGUGCCGAAUCUGGUGCGCAUCCUGAAGAACCUGAUCCUGGGCGGCUAUUCGCCGGAGCACGACGUCAGCGGGGUGAGCGAUCCCUUCCUGCAGGUGAAGAUCCUGCGGCUGCUGCGCAUUCUGGGCCACAACGAUCCGGACGCCUCGGAAGCGAUGAACGACAUCCUGGCCCAGGUGGCCACCAACACGGAGACGAGCAAGAAUGUGGGCAACACGAUUCUCUACGAGACGGUGCUUUCUAUUAUGGAUAUACGCUCGGAGGGUGGACUGCGCGUGCUGGCCGUCAAUAUCCUGGGACGAUUCCUGCUCAACUCGGACAAGAACAUACGGUAUGUGGCGCUGAACACGCUGCUGCGAACCGUCCACGCGGACACGUCGGCGGUGCAGCGGCAUCGCACCACCAUUCUGGAGUGCCUCAAGGAUCCCGAUGUCUCCAUACGCCGGCGUGCCAUGGAGCUCUCGUUCGCGCUGAUCAAUGCACAAAACAUACGUACAAUGACCAAGGAGCUGCUGCUCUUCCUCGAGAAGGCCGACGCGGAGUUCAAGGCGCAGUGCAGCUCGGGCAUGAUCCUGGCCGCCGAACGCUAUUCGCCCACCACUCGCUGGCAUUUGGAUACGCAGUUGAGCGUCCUUAUUGCGGCCGGGAAUUAUGUGCGCGACGACGUCGUCUCCUCCACCAUCCAGCUGGUGUCCAGCAGUCCCCUCCCGGAGCAGACGUACAUCACGAACCGUUUCUGGGAGUCGCUGCAGGUGGCCAAUCAUUGCGAGGACAAGCAGCCGCUCCUCCAGGUCGCCGUCUGGGCCAUAGGCGAGUACGGCGAUCUCUUUAUGUACGGCGCCAACGAGGAUGAGUUUGAACGGCCCACUGAGAGCGAUCUGAUCGCUGUGUAUCAUAAGUUUUUAACCUCUGCUCAAGUCUCGACCACAAGCAAGCAAUAUGCUCUGGUCUCCCUAGCCAAGCUAAGCACACGUCUGCAGCAGUGCGUAGAGGAAAUCCAGGCGCUGAUCACCUCCUUUGGCAGCCAUCUGAAUGUCGAUCUGCAGCAGCGGGGCGUGGAGUUCACGCAGCUAUUCGGUCACUACAAGCAUCUGCGUCCGCCGCUUCUCGAGAAGAUGCCGGCCAUGCAGAUCAGCAGGAUAAGCUCGCAGAACGGCGAGAGCGGCGGCGGCUCCUUCGACGACAACAGUCCGGAUGUCAUUGAAAAUGGUGAAAGUGGCGGUGGCGGACACUCACUAAUCGAAAGCAAUAUGAACACUCUGGGCGACAAUACGAACAUUCUGCUGGAUCUGCUGGGCAGCACGGAUCUGUCGGCGGGCGGCGCUGGCGAUUUGGUGGCAGCCACGGAUCUCUCGAAUGCCGUGCAUAAAAAGAACUCGCGCAAUGCCAACGAUGUGGUGGUGGCGCCCGUUUCCAACAAUCAGGAUCUGUUGGAUCUGCUCGACUUGGAUCUGACCACGCCCUCGUCCACGACGACGACGACGGCUGGUGCGCCAACGGGCGUGGGAGGAGGAGGAGGCGGCAUUCUGGCCUUGGCCGGUGAUAAUAAUCAGAGCAGUGCAGCGAACAUGAAUAACAUGCUGGGUGGCCUGGACCUGGGUGGCUUUGGAUCCGGUCUGGAUGGCUCGGCGAGCAUAGCCACGAACGGCAACGAUUUGGCCAGCAUGCUGGGCGGAUUGGGCGGAGCUGCUCCACCCUUGGCGGCUCCAGCUGCUCCCGUGGGCAACCUCAUCGUCGAUGGCCAUGGCGGCAGCUUGCUGGGCGAUUUGAAUCCCAACAAUGUAGAAGUGCCUCCACAGGGUCCCAGGCUGACUGCGCUGGACAGGGAUGGAUUGCUGGUGCAACUAGUUUCGGUCAGGGGCAGCGACUGCAUGCGCAUCUAUAUGACGACCACGAAUAGCUCAGACAAUACGCUGGAGCAGUACUUGCUAAAGGCGGCGGUUCAGAAGAGUUUCCAGCUGCAAAUGCUGACGCCCUCCGGUUCGGUGCUGCCUCCUGGAGGAGUGAUCACGCAGGAGAUGCGGGUGGUGGCCACGUCGAAUGCGACACUGAGGAUGCGGCUGCGCAUCCAGUACGUGCUCGAUGGCCAGCAGCAGGUAGAGCAGACGGAGGUCAGCGGAUUCCCCGAGCAACAGCCGGCGGUGGCCGAGGAGUAGAGCCACGGCAACUGUAUUAAAGCAAACCAGAUUAGCCUAAUAUCGGAAAUAAAUCAACACGGGCAACUUGCGCAGCAGCAGCAACACUAAAAAACACACACACACACUGUGGUUGUCACACAUUUAUUGUAAAAUAAGUUAUCACACACAGUAAAACAGAACACACGCAAUCGCAAUCGCAGUCGCAGUCGCAUUCGCAUCUAGAUCAGAGCAUUUUCUCGGUGGCAGAGAAAUCAAGGGAUAUACCCAAGCAGUUAACUUAUAUAUUUUGUCUAAUUUAUAUCUCUAUACUUAUAUUUACAAAAACACACUACUUGUCAAAUCAAAACUCUUUACGUUUAUCUUGUUUUAUUAUAAAUAAUUUUCUCAUUCUAAAUGGUGUGUAAACUUUUGUGUGUAAAAGACAACUUUCAGUUUUAAUUUAAGACAAUAAAAGUCAAAUCCCCAGAUAUCCCCCCCAUUAAAGAAUGGCAACUAACAAAGAAAGAACAGAAAUGUAUUAAAACCGAUUGUGAAAUUAUGUAGCAAAAGCAUUUAAAAAAGCUUAGCAUUUUAAAGGAAUCGAAACGAUGGAGCGAGUUGAAUGUUUGAGGCCAUUUCGCGCAGUUUAUUUGUUAUUUCUAUAUGUAAUGAGUGUUUGUUUUCUGUUUUCCCUGAGUCCUGAGUCCUAUUGAGUCUUACUGAUCCUGAUCCUGAUAUUCCUUCUUAUUUACCCCGCCAAACACAUUCAUAUUAUAUAUAAAUAUAUACAGAACAGACACACACACGACCACGCGGAUAUAUAUUAUAUUAUGUAUUGUUAUUUCCUGUGCGCACGUACUUAAAGCGGAGAUCAGCAGCAACCAGAGAAAGUCUAAAGAAUAAAGAGAAAAACACAAACCAGAUAGCACUGUGGAAAACUAGAUAAUAUCUAUGAUAAAUGAUAAAUAUAAUUGUAACGGAGGAGGACGCAGCUUAGAACUAUAUAAACUGAUUAGUUGCCGUCGCCGAUGAUGAUCAGGAUGAUCAGAUGAUGAUGAUAAGGGGCAUCGAGAAGCAAAGAAAAUCCAUUAACUAUUAUUAUUAUUAUUAUGAUUAUAAAUGAAUUACGCAGCUGUAUGAGAAUGAAAGAGAGAGAGAUAAGAAAAUAAUAACAUUAACAUAUUGUACAAUAUAUUAUUAUUUUUGUAUUACUAUCAUUUCCUUUUAUAUCUACUUAUAUUCCACAAACCUUUUGAGCCGAAAUAAACAAACGAUUUCGUUUUAUCGAAGGACAA